UAUAUUUUCUAUAAAUUUAGAGUUUAUAUAACAUAAUAUGGUAAAAAUGUAGAAAUUACUAGUCUUGUCGUUGGGUAACCAUAUAUUGAAUAACAUAGUACCACAAAAAUAUUUUCCAGGCGAAAUCUUACUUAAAUUGAAUCAUGUAUGAUAGAGCUCCAAGACCAACAGCUAACUAUCUUGUUGGUAGUACAAAAGACAAUGUGGGUCCAGGUACGUACGAUCCUCGUAUACCAAGCGCAAAGUGGCUGAAAGCAGAUGGAUAUGCCCCAUUCUUAUCAAUGUCUGGGAGAGAGACUAUGUUUCAUGUUGGUGACUCGGUCAUGGCCGCCCCUGGUCCAGGAGCAUAUGAUCCUAAGAAUCCUCAAUUCUCAAUAAGAGGUGGUCGCACUCUGGCUAACCAAGAACGCAGAUUUGCUAACAUAGCAUCAGAACAUCGCAUGACUCCAGGCCCUGGAAGCUAUAAUUUAUCAAAAAAACAUGACUGGAUAAAAACUGCGCCAACUCCUGCAGCGCAGAUUACCGAUGAUCCACAAAAACAUCAUAAAGUAAUUAUCACAAGCAAGGUAAAAUACCUACGUCAGCCUGAUGCUCCUUCCAUUCCAAGUCCUGGACAAGCAUAUGGGUAUGAGGAGACUGAUGAUGGCACACUUCAAAAACAGUCUCCUCCACAGAAAGAUAAAACAAUGGGUCCAGCAUACUAUAACCCCAAACAAGUAGACACUGUUACCACAGCUAAAUACAAAGGGGUCCACUUUGGAGCACUAAGGUCAUCUCGAAUAAAAUUUUCUGGAAAAACAGGGCCUGGGCCUGGUGAUUAUAAUCCUUUCAAAGAUGGUGAAGAUAAGUCUCAAACUAACCUAAUUCAGCUGGUAAAUCCAGACGGUAAAAAGUUUGAAUCUAGGUUGCCAAGAUAUCAUGAAAUUGUAGCACAAGAAGAAGAAAAAAAGGCUGUUCCUGGGCCUGGCAAGUAUGAUAUAUCUGGACAGUUCGCAAAAAAGCCAGCACCCGUAAAUACAGAAGGACUUGAAGUAGAGCAUCCACCCUUCAUGUCUCAAGCUAAAAGAUUUGACAAUGAUUCAAAAAUCACUCCUUCGCCUGGGGCAUACAACGACCCAAGAAAUGCCUUGGAAGCACUCAAAAAAAUAACAGGAAUGAAACGAAGUCCUUUCGGACAAACGGCAGUUCGGUUUCAUACUGAGACAAAGACUAAACAUACACCAGGACCUGGAGCUUACAAUAUAUUCAGUUAUGGGGUGGCACAGGAGAGCUUGAAGAAAGCCUAUUUGGAGAGCACUCGAAGGGGCGCUUUCGGUACUACUUCUUCAAGAGUUAUGCCUGUUAUAAAAAGGCAACAAGUUUCAAUCCCUGGGCCUUCACACUAUCAGCCGAAAGAUCGACCUGAGGAACGAUAUAAAAAGCAACUAACAUCUGCUUUCUCAUCUUUGACUGAUCGUUUGCACUCACCAGUUGCUCAAACUUUGAAAGAAAAUCCUCCUCCGGGCUCAUAUGAAGUGGCACAUUCCUUUAAGAAAACACAGGACAAAAGAAAUUCAAUGCAUCCGAGGACAAAGGCAGCUCUUCAGCGAAAUAGGGCAUUCUUAUCAUCAUCGGACCGAUUUGCACCGCCUCGUGAUAUUGUGAUACACCGACCAGAUAGUGAGGUUCCAGGUCCAGGCACAUACAAUGAAGAAUCUCCUAAAAACAAAGUUGCUCUAGCUCUGAUGGUCACGAAAGAUGAACGAUUUAAGCAACAUAAAAAAGAUGAAGUUCCUGGCCCUGGUGCUUAUGAACUCAGUCCAUUGUUAGCCAAUACAAUUUUACAAGGAACCUUCAAUGCCACAUUACACAACCCAGUCGCACCUGCGAUUGAUACGGGUAGAAUUUCAACGAAUAAGCAGGCUUUUGUGUUGGGUGUUUAGCAGUGAAGCCAUAAUAUACUUUUUAUUUGAUUACUUACUUCUAUUUGUUUUCUGCUUAAAAUACUGUAUUCAUCUCUUAUUAUUAGUGCUACCUAGGAGAGUGCUUCAGAUCAGUUCUAUCGGUAAUGGACAUUCUUUUUUUAUUACUGUAGUUUUCCGACUGUAUCAUCACUGAACGAAUGAAAUAAAUAAACCUAACAUUACUCCUAUUACAUUCUUUUUUCAUUACUGGAAUAUUCUGGGUGCAUCAUCACUAAACGAAUGAAAUAAAUAAACCUAACAUCACGCGUAA
Styela clava is the source of this 2214-nucleotide messenger RNA. RefSeq names its product sperm-tail PG-rich repeat-containing protein 2-like. Lineage: Eukaryota; Metazoa; Chordata; Ascidiacea; Stolidobranchia; Styelidae. The record is from RefSeq and is a predicted model, not a curated record.